AUGUUGCUGCCAUCUGAGCAAAUCUAUGUCCUCCCAAAUUCUCAACAACCAACUGGCGUGCACUUUAGUCAAAGUCAACAGACCACAUCCGGUUCUUCCAACAGAGCUUACAUCCCUCAAUCCGCACCAUUACAACAUAGUCUAACCAAACGUAUUGCUUCCGCUUCCGCCAAUGAAGUCUAUAUACCCCAAUCCACACGAUUACAACAUUGUCAAACCCAACCAAAUACAUCAACUGCUUCCAACAGAGGGGUCAUCCCUCGUACAGCUACAACUCCCAGCGGGUAUCGUGAAACCUCGACAUCAAAGCAGCCGACUUACACCCCACUUGGAACUCACCACUCCCCAGAAGCACAGCCAACUCCUCAACAGGGACACCCACAACGGAACCCAGCCCCAGCCCCCACACCCCUCCCUCCAGUCAAGCCUGUGAAGAAACCGCGUAAGAAAACUGUACGUCAGUAUGCAGAGGCCAAUCCCAAUCCCAACCCAGCACCGGCAGCCACCAGCACUCCACAAACUCCAGCAGCAUCAAACGUUGCUACUCCUGCCCCAGAUCCCACUACACGCGAAUCUGUUACCCGAUUUUUGGCUGUGCCAAACUCAAACACUGUGCCAUCUGUGCGAGUGCCCCCAACACUCGAGUCAUACGCUUCUAAAACCAUCGACGAACUUCGGGCUAUUGCACUUGCAAAAUCUAAAAAGGUGAUGACUCGAGAUGAUGAAUUAUACUUCUUCCAAUACCAUGAGCUACAAAAGACCGAACUCACCCUGGCAGCGAUUAACCGUGGUGUAUCAAUGAGUAUGGUAGAAAAUCUGAUGGGCAGGAAACAGGCUAUGAGGGAAGCCUCGGGAUGGAACAACUUUCAGACAAAGCAUAAACACUUAUUUGAAGGGAAAGGAAAGGGUGUAAAGGGCUCUGGUGCCAUGUCGCUUCUGUCGACAAAGUGGCAGGGCUUAACACCCGAAGAACGUGCAGCCUACCAGACCAAAAAUCUCCCUGGCAUUGUCGAAGAGGAUGAGACGAUCAUGGAUUCUUCAACUGACGUGCCUGAUCUUGCAAUGGUCACCGGCCUCAGAGCACACUCUAAAUCACUCAAGAUAGCUGAGAAACGAGUUGACGACUUCAUGAAGGAGUGGAACAAAAAGGCAGUUCACAUUGCGGCCAGCAACCACUGUGAACUGGUCAUGUUUGCGGUUUCAAAUCACCUUCACAGUCACAAUUUCCAGCUGGCACACUCAACACCGGGGGCGGCCGAUUUUGUCAAGCAAAUAUACGAAGCAGACGGUAUUCGAAACUACCAAAGCCGAAUCCAGUCUUAUUGUACUGGUGCUGAGAUUAACUCAAUUAGUGCUGCAGUUACAAAAAAAAAUAACAAAAAAGGAAUGAAUGAUAGUGCAGUCGCUCAAGCCCGAGCCAAGCUAGCCGAUUUUGUUUCACGUGAGACUGGUGGUAGGAAGACUUCUUGGUCUUGGCAAGGUUGUGAUAAAGCACUAGGUCGACUUGGAUACAAGCUUAUCUUCUUACCGGGGGCCCUGUCAAACCCAGAUUGGAUCAAAAGCCCAAGUAGUCGAUUCCUCAAUAACGAAGCGAAGCUAAUAAUGGAUGACAUAGACCAAGACCUCAUUCGAAUUGUGAAAGACAAGGAUGCCUUGAUGGGCCAUAUUCGUCAACCAACCGGACCGGUAAAAAGGAAGACGUUGCAUGUUUCAACAGGUCCAGAUAACGAAGGAAACAACGAAAACCGUACUAAUUCGCUUCCAACUCCAUCCACAACCAAAAAACAAAAGCGGGUGAACACAAGACCUAGGAAGACCGCUCCCCCAAAAAAUGGGAACCGACGACGCAAACGAUACCCAAGCCUCACACCCGCUGAGCGAGCACUCGACUCCAGUAGUGGCUCUGAUUCCCCUCUCCAGCGUCCAGGAGGCUUUGAAUUACCAGAACACAGCCUCGGUGAUACCGACAUUGACAGCGACCAAGAGGAAGUUCCCCCACAUCGAGGCAAACAAGGGCCAACUGUCACUCAUUCCAACACCAAUUUCGAUGAUGAAGACGAGCCAGCUGUCCCCAGACGUAGACGGGUUGUUGUAGAUACUAAUGAAGGCCAGGAUCAUAUCGGAGAACACCAGAGUCUCUCAAACCCCGCUCCUCGUCAAAACAACAUUCAUCAAUCAAACAGGGCAGCAGCUUGCGCCAGCCUCUACCUCCGGGCCUGCAGUUAA
Messenger RNA from Puccinia graminis f. sp. tritici CRL 75-36-700-3, 2226 nucleotides. RefSeq lists its product as uncharacterized. The record is from RefSeq and is a predicted model, not a curated record. Bases 1 to 2226 code for a protein of 741 amino acids. The transcript has 6 exons. NCBI's taxonomy places the organism in Eukaryota, Fungi, Basidiomycota, Pucciniomycetes, Pucciniales, Pucciniaceae.